AAGAGUGGGAGGGACUCGAGCCGAGGGUUUUUCACACCGCAGCCUUCCAGGCAGUCUUCCUCCAGUGUCUGCCAGUCGGAUCCCGAGACUAAGAGCACAGCAGUGCACAGCCCGGGGAGUCAGCCGAGCUAGGACACCUGCGGCGCGGUGCCCCGGUGGUCCUGACCUCGCGUGACCGUACCAUGACGCCGGGUCACCAGUGUCCUUGAGUCGGUAGGAGGAGCAGAUUCUCCUCAGUUCUCGUCAGCACCAGCUGGUCAGCAGGAAACCUCAACAGAGCCCGGAGAGCACCAUGUUCUGCAGGAAGUUUAAGGAUCUCAAGAUCACAGGGGAGUGUCCUUUCUCCUUACUGGCCCCUGGUCAGGUUCCUACAGAGCCUCCAGAGGAGGUGGCAGGAGGCUCUGAGGGCUGCCGGGCCACUCUGCCCAUCUGCCAGGACAUUCCUGAGAAAAAUCCACAAGGGAAUCUCCCCCAAAGAAAGACAAGCCGCAACAGAGUCUACCUCCACACUCUGGCAGAAAGUAUUCGAAAGCUCAUCUUCCCAGAGUUUGAGCGACUGAACCUUGCCCUUCAGAGAACACUGGCAAAGCAUAAGAUUGAAGAAGACAGGAAAUCUUCGGAAAAAGAAGACCUUGAAAAAAUAAUUGCAGAGCAGGCAAUUGCAGCAGGGGUCCCCGUGGAGGCGCUCAAAGACUCUCUGGGUGAGGAGCUGUUCAAGAUCUGUUAUGAGGAAGACGAGCACACGCUGGGCGUGGUUGGCGGCACACUGAAGGACUUCCUGAACAGCUUCAGCACACUCCUGAAGCAGAGCAGCCACUGCCAAGAGGCGGAGAAGAGGGGACGACUGGAAGAUGCCUCCAUCUUAUGCCUGGACAAGGACCAUGACUUCCUAAACGUUUACUACUUCUUCCCCAAGAGAAUCACAGCCCUGCUUCUCCCUGGUAUCAUUAAAGCAGCUGCUCGCAUCUUAUACGAAAGCCUCGUAGAGGUGUCGCUGAUGCCUCCCUGCUUCCGAAGUGACUGCGCCGAAUUUGUGAACCAGCCCUAUUUGCUCUACUCAGUCCAAGUGAAGAGCACCAAGCCUUCGCUCUCCCCAGGCAAGCCCCAGUCCUCGCUGGUGAUCCCUGUUUCGCUCUUCUGCAAGACCUUCCCGUUCCACUUCAUGCUGGACCGAGACCUGGCCAUCCUGCAGCUGGGCAAUGGCAUCAGAAGGCUGGUGAACAAGAGGGACUUCCAAGGGAAGCCCAACUUUGAAGAGUUCUUUGAAAUUCUUACUCCCAAAAUCAACCAGACAUUUAGCGGCAUCAUGACGAUGUUGAAUAUGCAGUUUGUCAUCCGAGUGAGAAGAUGGGAUAACUCUGUGAAGAAAUCAUCAAGGGUUAUGGAUCUCAAAGGGCAAAUGAUCUACAUUGUGGAAUCCAGUGCCAUCUUGUUCUUGGGAUCACCCUGUGUGGACAGAUUGGAAGAUUUCACAGGACGAGGGCUCUAUCUGUCUGACAUCCCAAUUCACAACGCCCUGAGGGAUGUUGUCCUGAUAGGGGAGCAGGCACGGGCUCAAGAUGGCCUCAAGAAGAGACUGGGGAAGCUGAAAGCCACCCUGGAGCAUGCCCACCAGGCCCUGGAGGAGGAGAAGAAGAAGACAGUGGACCUUCUGUGCUCCAUCUUCCCCUGUGAGGUGGCUCAGCAGCUGUGGCAAGGACAAAUUGUACAAGCCAAGAAGUUCAGUAACGUCACCAUGCUUUUCUCCGACAUUGUGGGGUUCACGGCCAUCUGCUCUCAGUGUUCACCCCUGCAGGUCAUCACCAUGCUGAACGCACUCUACACGCGUUUUGACCAGCAGUGUGGAGAGCUGGAUGUCUACAAGGUGGAGACCAUUGGGGAUGCAUACUGUGUGGCCGGGGGACUGCACAGGGAGAGCGACACCCAUGCCGUCCAGAUAGCCCUGAUGGCACUGAAGAUGAUGGAGCUCUCCAACGAGGUCAUGUCUCCCCACGGAGAACCCAUCAAGAUGCGAAUUGGGCUGCAUUCCGGGUCAGUUUUCGCUGGAGUUGUCGGCGUCAAAAUGCCCCGCUACUGCCUGUUUGGAAACAACGUCACUCUGGCUAACAAGUUUGAGUCCUGCAGUGUGCCGCGGAAAAUCAAUGUCAGCCCCACAACAUACAGGUUACUCAAAGACUGUCCUGGUUUUGUGUUUACCCCGAGAUCAAGGGAGGAGCUUCCACCAAACUUCCCUAGUGACAUUCCUGGAAUCUGUUAUUUUCUGGAUGCUUAUCAGCAGCAAGGACCUAAUUCUAAGCCAUGGUUCCAGCAGAACGAUGUGGAAGAUGGAAACGCCAACUUCUUAGGCAAAGCGUCCGGAGUAGAUUAGGGAGCCACGUGCUUAUGGAUUUGACUCCUUUGGGGACUUGCAGAAUCUCUGAAAUGACUUUAGGAUUAUGAAGAUGAAAAGUAGUGUUAAAAUUUCAGGAAUGAAGUCCUUGUCUCCUUUGCCUCCCACUUAACAUAACAAAAAAAGUAUACACUUCAGCAUUUCUAUCCUCUUCUAUUUAAGAAACAAACAAACCUCAAAGGUGACUUUUGAGGACAUAGUCUUGUGCUAGAACAAUCACUACCUGCACUCCAAAUCCAGCACAUUGUACAUAUCCCAGGCAAUUAUAGACAGGUUCAACUGCAUAAAGUCAUGGAUUCACCUACCGCUGUGCCCAGUGCAACGCCGUGGUUAUUAAAUUGUAUUUGUGAUAGUGUCGCCUUUAAAAUACAAAAGUGACAGUGUUUAGUUCUGUAGGAGCUUCUGGCCUCUUCAAAGCUGCACCCGAUUCAGUUUCCUCUUAAGCACAGAUUCUGUAGCAAGCAGACCUGCACCUUCUUUUCAGCUACUUCUUUGUGUGUGUGUAUUUCUUUUCUUUUCUUGCCCCCCCUUUUUUCUUUUUCUUUUUCAUUAGAAAAUAAGCAAUUAGACAUUCGAUCAAAUGUGGUAUAAAAUAGUUCUGCAUUUAUCAAAGAAUAUCUUCAUGUUUAACAUUAGAAACAUUCUCCAUAGCACAAUAUAUCAUACAACAAAUGCUUUUUGUUUUGACUCUAUAUGUGGCAAAGCCUAGUUUAUUUAACAAUGAAAAUUUACUUCCUAUUAAUCCAUGUAAAACAUACUAAUAACAAAAUUUUCAUAAUAAAAGGCUUACAGGCUGACUUAAAAUGUAACAAUCUAAUAUAAUUAAGGCAUUGCGACAUGGAUUAGAGCUUGCAUACAGAGAGCCUGCCGAAGAACGCAGUGGUAACGUGUUCUCACACAUACAUGACCAAACGAUCCGCAGCUGCCAUGUUGAGCCAUGAAAUCCAAGGAGGAAAGUUUUAGCUCAGAAGUAGAAAACGAGACUUACUUUUAUCCUUUUUGAUAGCUUCUUAAGUAUUUCUGCUGACCAUUUUAGUGUCUGUGUAAGAAUUAAGUUUUGUAUUAUUUGGUGUACAUCUGUGAAGCUUUUAAUCUAGUUAAAAAAUCUUGAUAGUGUUUUCUAAAGAAACCACUAAUACUAAUGGAGAAAACCUUACUGCGGUUCCUUUGUGGAAAUCUCUAAACAUUUUUCUGGAAUCUGAACUAAUUUCCUUCCCCUCCCAUACCCUCCCCUCAAUCCCCCUUCCUUCCAUCCCCCUUGUGCAUGUGUGUGUGAUUCUGGGGAUAGAGCAGAUGGCUCGUGCAUGCCAGACAAGGGCUCUGCUAUUGAGUGACUCUGUCGUCAUGGAUCUUGGAUUUUAUUGCUGCUGAUGUCACUUUAUACUCUCUCCCAACUUAAGUCCCAGUGUUCAGUCUGGUAAAGGAUACGACUUUAAAACAAGAUCAACUUUAAGGCAAGAGAAAGAUGCAAGUCGGGUUUUUGAAUCAGUAUUAGCAGAGCUAUAUACAGUCUGACUCUUUUUUUUUUUUUGCAUGGAUUUGAAAAGAAAAUCCACUUAAAAGUCCUUUACUACCUCCACUAGUCUCCAGGCAUCAAGUCUAGUAGUCACUAUUUGCCAAGCCUCAGUUUCCCCGGGGUACAGCUAAAACACUCCAGUGGGUUUCUUCGAAGGCUGGUAGUGUCUCAUUAAACAUGCUCUUUCUCUUUCUGGAGCUGAAAUUCGUUACAAGGAACGUAAUAGGAAUUCUACCGGCAAUUAGAAGCACCAGACAGGGCAUCAUUCUCAUCACCUGUGUAUACAACAAGUUGCUGUGCCAGUAAUAAUCUGAUUCAGAUGCUUGCACAUUAAUUAGAAUUCCAACCGGUCUUUUAGGGACAGAGAUACAGCUCAAUGGCAGAGCCAUCGCCUAGCAUGUAUGUGGUUCUGAGUUCCAAGCCAAGCGGUGGGAAGAAGCUGCAUGUAUCUUUCAUGUGUAUAUGCUAUAUGAUCACGUUCACCGCUGUCACCUGUGCCACCUGUGUACACCUGGAAAAAAAGGGAAGGACUGUGGAUAUCCAAGUAAAAGAAGCAUGGACGCUCCAUGUCCGCGUCUUGUAACUUUUCUAUUAUUUUGGCAUUUUACUAAAUAAAAAUAUUAUCAAAAAUUA
This is a messenger RNA of Myodes glareolus (Bank vole), 4538 nucleotides long. It is a transcript of the gene Gucy1a1, whose product is annotated as guanylate cyclase 1 soluble subunit alpha 1. The record is from RefSeq and is a predicted model, not a curated record. Lineage: Eukaryota; Metazoa; Chordata; Mammalia; Rodentia; Cricetidae. Gene Ontology annotation, biological process: cGMP biosynthetic process; response to oxygen levels. Gene Ontology annotation, cellular component: guanylate cyclase complex, soluble. Gene Ontology annotation, molecular function: heme binding; guanylate cyclase activity.